UUCAGUCGUCCCCGUCGCUGGUCUGUUGAUCCCCCCUCUGAAUUCGCUUCGCUGUCUCCAUCAAUCUCCAGUUCACAAUCCAGAAAGACACAUAUAUAUACAUAUACAUAUGUAUAGAGAGAGAAGCAAUUGAAGGUAUUGGAGAGAGGGAGAGUGGGAGACGGGGCUAUGGAGAAACUAGAGGAGGACGACAAGGUGAUGCCCUUGCCGGAGGAAGAGGAAGGAGAGCUGGAGGAACAGCUCGGCUCCAGCUUGACUCUUGAGAGAGUCGCUGCGGCGAAGAAAUUCAUCGAGAAUCACUACAAAUCCCAAAGGAAACAUCUACAAGAGCGCAAAGAAAGGCGGUCGGUACUCGAAAAGAAGUUAGCGUCUUCAAAUGUAUCAGAAGAGGAACACAUGAAUCUUUUGAAGGAAUUGGAGUGCAAAGAGACAGAGUACAUGCGACUAAAGAGGCAUAAGAUUUGUGUGGAUGACUUUGAGCUUCUGACCAUCAUUGGAAGAGGAGCCUUUGCAGAGGUUACACUGUGUCGGGAGAAGAAAUCAGGCAACAUAUUUGCCAUGAAGAAGUUGAAGAAGUCAGAAAUGCUUAGCAGGGGCCAGGUUGAACAUGUUAGAUCUGAAAGGAAUUUGCUUGCAGAAGUCGCUAGCCACUUCAUAGUAAAACUCUUUUAUUCCUUUCAAGAUGCUGAAUACUUGUACCUAAUAAUGGAAUACCUGCCUGGUGGUGACAUGAUGACUUUGCUCAUGAGAGAGGAGACCUUAACUGAAACGGUGGCUAAAUUUUACAUUGCACAAAGUGUUCUGGCCAUAGAGUCUAUUCAUAAGCAUAACUACAUCCACAGAGAUAUUAAACCGGACAACCUUCUUUUGGACAAAAAUGGUCACAUGAAGCUCUCUGAUUUUGGGCUUUGCAAGCCUCUUGACUGUUCGAAUUUGUCUACUAUAAAUGAAAAUGAAGUGAUGGAUGAGAAGCAUUUGAGGAAGUCAGUGGAUGUCCUCCCAGAUAAUGGUAAUGGAAGCUGCUGGAAUAGCCCACUGGAACAACUUCAGCAUUGGCAAAGAAACCGGAGAAAAUUGGCAUUUUCAACUGUGGGGACACCUGAUUAUAUUGCUCCAGAAGUAUUACUGAAGAAAGGCUAUGGCCUGGAAUGUGAUUGGUGGUCGCUUGGUGCUAUAAUGUAUGAGAUGGUUGUUGGUUAUCCUCCAUUCUACUCUGAUGAUCCAAUAACAACAUGCAGAAAGAUUGUGCACUGGAAAAAUCACUUAAAAUUUCCAGAAGAAGCAAGGCUGAGUCCUGAAGCAAAGGACCUGAUCUACAGAUUGCUUUGUGAUUUUGAGCAUCGUCUAGGUUCUCGAGGGGCGGACCAAAUAAAAGCUCAUCCUUGGUUCAAAGAUAUUGUGUGGGAUAAACUCUAUGAUAUGGAGGCAGCAUUUAAGCCAGAGGUUAAUGGGGAACUUGAUACUCAAAAUUUCAUGAAAUUCGAUGAGGUUGAUCCUCCAUCGGCAAGAACUGGUUCAGGACCAAGGAAGAUGAAGUUAACUACGAAAGACUUAAGUUUUGUUGGCUAUACAUACAAGAAUUUUGAGGCUGUCAAAGGACUACGUCAUUCCCUUGGUGUGAUAAGUUGUAUUUAACGUCAAUCACAUGCAGCAGUGUGUGUAAAAAUAUUGCAAAGCACUUUUUCAAUCUCCUUAUCCAGUUUUUUUGAAUUGGCCUCUGCAGCGACAAUUCGGAGCACAUCACCUGAACACUUAUCAACUGAUUCUGUCCACAGUGAUUCUGGAGUUGACUACUCGGCCAAUGACACUACUAAUGAUGCAGAAACACUGACCCAUGCUGCUUCAGCUGAUAAUCUCUCACAAUGAUGGGUAACCAGACAUUGUCAUCUAUAACAACCUUUGUAACAGGACAGGCCCCUGUAUGAAGUUGAUGGAUUUGCCUGCUUAUUUUCGGUCAAGUUCAUCUUUUAUCUGCCAUGUGAAGUGAACUGCCGCAAAUUUUGCAGAAAUCUUCUAACUGUACAGUAAUAUUGGAGGAACUUCCAGAAAGCCCUCUAAAUGUUCUCGUGUACAAAUUAGUGAGAACUGCCAAGGUUGGCAGAUCUGAAUAUGCCUUCAAUUGUGACAGUUUCUGGCCAUUUUCCCCUUACUUUCCUCAACUAAAUGGUGUAGAUAACUCCGAAAUGCUCUAGUAUCUGUAUCAGAUACAAAUAACUACUAGUGUACGGAAUGCCAUGGAGCUUUUAUUGGCUGAACUAUAAAGGAAGUUUUGAGGAAUUGCUUUUUUUUUUUUUCCAGUAGUGUCUUGGAAAUUGACUCGACGGAUUUUUGAUUUGUUUUUAACGU
Messenger RNA from Ilex paraguariensis (yerba mate), 2346 nucleotides. NCBI's taxonomy places the organism in Eukaryota, Viridiplantae, Streptophyta, Magnoliopsida, Aquifoliales, Aquifoliaceae. The record is from the annotation of a GenBank genome assembly.